Parnassius apollo (apollo) is the source of this 870-nucleotide messenger RNA. NCBI's taxonomy places the organism in Eukaryota, Metazoa, Arthropoda, Insecta, Lepidoptera, Papilionidae. The record is from the annotation of a GenBank genome assembly.
AUGUUGUUACAAAAAGGAUACGUAACUACGAGACGUCGAAUUAUAAUUGCUGGUUUGAUACUGUUUCUUGUACUCUAUGUGUUUACGUCGUGGUCUGAGCCUGCGGAAGAUAUUUCAUGUCAUUACUUAGAGGUGGAUGAUGCGUUACCAUCUGCAGAUGAUUACAGCUUUUCUCCUUCGGAUAAAUCUAUUUUCUUUCACGAAACUUCAUGUACAGCAAAUUUGACUUCUAGACAAUCGUGCGCAAUAGAAUCAGCAGCGCGAGCGCAUAGAUAUUUUGAAAUCCAUGUGUUGUUCAGCUCCCCAGUCAGUGAAGCUACUCUUCAUGAGUCGAAUUUAAAAGAGCUAACUAUAUUCGAUAAUAUUAGAUUUUCAAGAAUACAUAUAGUCAAAUAUGCUGAGGGAACGCCGGUGGCUGAUUUAGUGAAAAGUGGCGCGUUAAACAGGACUCAAUGGAAAAUCUCGCACACGUCAGACGUGUUAAGGUUCUUGACUUUGUACAAGUGGGGUGGAAUUUAUUUAGACUUGGAUGUUGUAGUCGCUAGGACCUUAGACCACCUUGCAAAGAAUUGGGCGGCGAGAGAAAGUAACACUGCUGUCGCUACUGGAGCUUUAGCGUUUUCGCGUGACGAAAUCGGUAGGAGUAUUGCAACGGCUACGAUCAGAGAAAUCCAGACAAACUUCAGAGGCGACAAAUGGGGCUACAAUGGCCCCGGGGUCAUUACACGCGUUCUUAAGAAAAUGUGUACUACCAACAACGUUACUCUUAUGUCGGCUGCAUACUGUGGAGGAUUCGAAGUAUAUAAACCAGAGUUCUUCUACCCAAUAAAGUGGCAGCAGGAAAGAAAUAUUUUGAGGCGGGCGAGUUGA